CAGCUCCAUAAAAUCCUCCAUCAGCAGUAGUUUGUUCGUUGCUUGUUUUCAGACUAGUGGCCGAGACGUUCACACAGCAAUGUUUCCCCGUCCUUAAUUUGAACUAAAUGUGGCUUUCGAAGUGAUUUAUAGCUGGUAUUUAGAGUCCCUUGACUUAUGACCACAAUAGUAGAGGGAUGGGUGUGUCCUUGGCUUUCUUGGCAAAAUACGCCGGAAGGGAGGAGGGCCUGUCUGUCGGUGUAUCUGUCGGUCUGACGUCGAGGUGCCAGAGACAGACGGUGCCGCCGUGUGCUUGGUGAUGGCAGCGAACUAGCUAACUAGGAAGGACGACUAUACCUUUAAGUGAAAGAAAGCAAACAAGAAAACAAUCGGCAAUAUCGCUGGGACGCUUAGCUAGUUUACCGGGACUCACAGGGACUUCGAUAUGAUAUUAGUCAAACUAAUUCUCAUGUUCUGCUGCCUACGAGACGUUACAGGUCAGUUUCGGAACCCCUUGAACAAAUAUAUUCGCCAUUAUGAGGGUUUAUCAUACGACACAGAGGCCCUGCACAGCAGCCACCAGAGAGCCAAGAGGGCACUCUCUCCUCAAGACAGGACUGUGCAGCUGGACUUCCAUGCACAUGGAAGACAUUUUAACUUGCGGAUGAAGAGGGAUACAUCUCUGUUUUCUCCAGAUCUCAUCAUUGAGGUGUCAGGGGAGGAGACACCCAUCGAUACAUCACAUAUUUACAGUGGAGACAUCUUUGGUGAAAAGGGCACACUGACCCACGGCUCUGUGGUUGAUGGACGCUUUGAGGGCUUCAUUAAAACCCACCAAGGGACAUACUAUGUUGAGCCCUCGGAGAGGUACCUUAAGGACAAGGAUGUGCCCUUCCACUCCAUCAUCUAUCACGAAGACGAUAUCAAUUAUCCUCAUAAGUAUGGCUCAGAGGGCGGCUGCGCUGACCACUCAGUGUUUGACAGGAUGAGGAAGUACCAGACAUCUGGAGUGGAAGAGGAGCCCGUCAAAGGGGUGAGCAGUGCGUUGGAAGAGGAGAGCUCCUACGGUCCUGUUAUACUGAGGAAAAAGAGGGCAGCGGCUAAGGAGAAAAAUACGUGUCAACUCUUCAUCCAGACCGACCACCUCUUCUUCAAAUACUAUGGUACAAGAGAGGCUGUCAUUGCACAGAUCUCCAGCCACGUGAAGGCCAUUGACUCCAUUUACCAGGGCACAGACUUCCUGGGCAUCAGAAACAUCAGCUUCAUGGUUAAAAGGAUCAGGAUAAAUACCACCAGUGAUGAAACUGUAAAAAACAACCCUUUCCGCUUUUCCAACAUCGGAGUGGAGAAGUUUUUGGAGCUCAACUCUGAACAAAACCACGACGAUUACUGCCUCGCCUAUGUCUUCACUGAUCGAGACUUUGAUGAUGGGGUUCUUGGUUUGGCUUGGGUUGGUGCUCCUUCAGGAAGCUCAGGCGGGAUCUGUGAAAAGAGCAAACUCUACUCUGAUGGGAAGAGGAAGUCCCUGAACACUGGCAUUAUCACUGUGCAGAAUUACGCCUCCCAUGUCCCUCCCAAAGUGUCACACAUCACCUUUGCUCAUGAGGUCGGGCACAACUUUGGCUCCCCUCAUGAUUCCGGGACCGAAUGCACCCCUGGAGAGUCUAAGUUGCAAGAGAAGAAGGAGCAGGGCAACUAUAUCAUGUACGCCAGAGCCACAUCAGGGGACAAGCUCAACAAUAACAAGUUCUCCCUCUGCAGCAUCCGCAACAUAAGUGCUGUUCUGUUGAAAAAGAGAGAUGAUUGUUUUGUCGAGUCCGGCCAGCCUAUCUGUGGUAAUGGACUUGUGGAAACUGGAGAGGAGUGUGACUGCGGCUACAGUGAUCAGUGUAAAGACCCCUGCUGCUACAGUGCCAAUGAAGGAGAGGGCAAGAAGUGUAAACUCCAACCUGGCAAAAUCUGCAGUCCCAGCCAAGGACCAUGUUGCACAAAAGAGUGUACUUUCAAAGGCGCAGAUGACCGAUGCAGACCGGAGUCCGAGUGUGCCCUAGAGGGCAAGUGCAAUGGAGCCACUGCUCUUUGUCCCACCUCAGAACCAAAGGCAAACUUCACCUCCUGCCAUUCAGAAACACAAGUCUGCCUCAGUGGGGUAUGCUCCGGUUCUAUUUGUGAGAAGUAUGGUCUGGAGGUGUGCACCUGUGCCAGCAAAGAUGGCAAAGAUGGCACGGACGAGGCAGCAGAGCUGUGCCACGUGUGCUGCAUGGAGAAAAUGAACCCCAACACCUGCAGCAGCUCUGGCUCCGACAAAUGGGCCAAAUUUUUCAACAAGACGGUCACGACGCUGCAACCCGGCUCACCCUGCAACGACUUUAAGGGUUAUUGUGACGUCUUUAUGAGGUGUCGUCUGGUGGACGCCGACGGGCCUCUGGCGAGACUUAAGAAAGCCAUCUUCAAUGCAGAGCUCUACGAAAACAUUGCCGAGUGGAUAGUGGCUCACUGGUGGGCAGUGCUGUUGAUGGGCAUCGCUCUCAUUAUGCUAAUGGCCGGCUUCAUCAAAAUCUGCAGCGUCCACACCCCCAGCAGCAAUCCCAAACUCCCCCCACCAAAGCCACUGCCAGGUACAAUGAAAAGGAGAAGACCACAGCACCAAAGCCAGCAGUUACAGGCCCAGCGCCACCACCGUCAGCACAGAGAGGACUAUCAAAUGGGACAGAUGAGACGCUGAGACACUGGGCUGCUCUGCACCUUGGCUCUUCCUAGUGCCUACAAUAGGAGCACUUCUCUCCAAAGAGUUACCUUUACCAACUAUUGCAAAAUUCAAAGAACUUGAAACUGGAUCGAUUUCACUGGACAAAAAGCCUGAGGGGUUUUUUUUCUUUCCUGGGCCUAACAAACUCACUUGGCACCUCUGCUCUGAGAGCCAGAUUAGCAGUGGUUCACACAGCUUUAUAGGAAACGAAUAACUUUUCAGAAGAGGGACAGGAGGAGAAAUUCACUGAUCUCUGUUAUGUGGUCUUAAUCUUUGAAUGCUUUUUUUUUUUUUUUACCAGACUGGAGGAGAGAGAAGCAGCUGUGUGUUAGAGUUGGCUUCCUCUGUCCUCCAUCAAUGCUACCUUUUUCUUUCAUAUUCUUCCUCUCUGAAGUGCUGCCAUCUUCAGCAUGAAAGCAGGACUGCAGGUGACAUGGGGUUUUUCUUGCCAAUCACAAACAACAUUGAGGAGCUGAGUUGGAGGGAAAACAUAUUUUUUGCCAAUUUAAUUAGGUUGUUUUAAGUCAAAAGCACCAUCAACAGUUGAAGCUCUUAAUUUCUAAAGCAUACAUGUUUUCUGUCAGCGUGCAAUUGUACAGAUUUCACAGUAAGGGGUUUUUUUUUCAGUGUUUCAAAUGGAAUUGAUUUUCUGUUUGACAAAUUACUAUUCACGUUUUUAAUUCACUUUCUCAGGAUUAAUAAAACAACAGAAAACAAGUGUUUUGAGUGGAAAAGAUAGCUGCAUGUGUAUUUCAGGGUGAAGUCCCUCCUGGCUGAAGCCUGAACAGGAGAGUUCACAUUAGCCGUAUGAAAAGAAUGUAUAUAAAUAAGACUAUAGUAUCAGAUGUGGGGCUGUGGAGAAGAGGUUGCUUAUCUGGAUAUGUGUGUUUCUCUGUGUGACGUGGUUUUGCAGCUGCGUUUACACAGAGGCUGCGGCUGUAAUGAGCGAUGAGAGAGUAGCUUAAUUGUCAACCUGAUUGUAUCACACUUAUUCUGUUAUGGCUGACUUGUUGCUUUGGCACUGAUUUGUGACACAUGACACGUGUACGUCUUUUACAUUCAGAAAUAAUAGUGAAAUCACAUAGAAGAAUGUGUUUAAUGUGGACAAAGAAGACUUUAUGAGAAGUUAUGAUAGAAAAGAAGCGUCCUGGUGUGAUUGUCCUGCGCAUAUUUUCGUCUGUGUUCUGUCCUCUUUUUUUUUUGUAUUUCACACACUGGCAGUUGUUUAAGUAAUCUGUUAAAACCACUUAAAGGCAGUUAUUUCCUCUGGGCCUCCACAGCCACAUGAAUGUUUCUGGUUGAAAUGUGAUUGUGGAAUUUAGCUUUUAUUGAUUUUACUUGCAGUUCAGAUUAUUUGUAUAUUGUUGUAGAAUUUAAUCAGUCGAGGGAAAACUAUAGCUUCUAAUUUUAUUGUUGCUUUGUUGCUGUUUACAGACAUUUACCAGAGUGAACAAUCACUGUGUCAGCCACCUGCCGCUGUUCUGUCCUGUCCUUUCUUUUUGUAAUGAUCAGGAGUUUGUCAAGGAACUUUGUCACCCUCAUUACACCCUCUUGAUUUCUUUAAUUGCAUCGAAAAUGUGCCUACUCAGAGCAGUGUGAAUGAAGUUGAUGAGCUUGUGUCAGUGAUCUGUACUAAGACUGAAAAAAACGCAUGAGGUGGUAGUUUAACCAAACACUGUUAUCAGACUGGACCACUGAACCUGAAAGCUUUGUACUGGAAAUGGUGUGGUAUAGGGCUUGGCAAUGUCUGAUAAAUACGGGAAACAUAAGUGAUGAUUGAUAUACAACUAUAUAGACCAAUGUGUGACCAUUUAAAUAUAAUCAGCUUGUUUGAAAGUUUAUUAUUAGCAUUUACUUUGUGUAAUAUUAUAUUAUCACCCAGAGAUAAUUCGGCUUACCUUGAGUUUAAAUUUAGGUCAACUUCGCUGACAGACGGAUGAGAGUGCAGACUGCUCAGAGCUGAGUUACUGGCAAAAUAUAAAAAAUAUAUAUAUAUAUUUAUAGUUUCUUACAAUUCUUUUAGGAGAGAACACCUUGGUGGAGAAAAGACGGACUAUUUUUUUCUUACCCUUGCAGAAGAGCUGCAACAUGCACAGCCGCAGCUCAGUGUUGUUUUGAGGAUAUUGUGUUAUCCAUCGGAUUGAUUCUAUGCAGUGUAUCACAGAGCUCAAAAUCAAGCCUCGUCACAGAGAAAUGCCUUCAAUGUUUCCUCCUGUAAAGGUACAUGGAAAAUUCUCCUGUGUUCGCUCAUGUCGAUGUGGUACAGCAACAUUUCUGAACAGAAAACAAUGCAAUCCUCUGUGGCUUCUUCUACUGAUUUUCUUUGUGGGGUUUUUUUUUUUUUUCGGUGCUACUGGUAGUGCUUGGGUCGGAGCCAAACGUAUAUUUUUCAUUAGCUUUGGCAAGUUUUAAAGCUUUGUGUGUGUGUGUAUGAGAGAGCGCAAGAGAAAGAGAGAGAGCUGCUUUGCUGAAUCAUUCUUGUAUCUUUUUGUUUGUAUGGUAAGAAGUGGGGUGUUUGGGGUUAAUGAUACUCUCUGGGAGGGUUUCUUUCUUUCUUUCUUUCUUUUUUUCUUUCACAUGUGUUGCUAUGAUGUUGAGCAAAUGUGCACUGAAGUGUAAUUGAUGUAAACAAAGAAUCCAAAAUGGCAUAGAUUCAAAACUACUGUCUGAUUUUAAUGUGUCCUGUGUUUUAUACAGUGUCUUCAAUGGUCUGUUUUUUUUUUUUGUUUGUUUGUUUACCUUUUUUGUGUUCUGUUUUCUGUUCUGCUUACUUAAAAUCUGACUAAAUUUGCAAAGGUAUUGUGCAGAAGUAUAAUUUCUUUUGAACUACUUGAAAUGCAUUAAUAAACCAGAAUUGAUCAAA
This is a messenger RNA of Acanthopagrus latus (yellowfin seabream), 5591 nucleotides long. It is a transcript of the gene adam10a, whose product is annotated as ADAM metallopeptidase domain 10a. NCBI's taxonomy places the organism in Eukaryota, Metazoa, Chordata, Actinopteri, Spariformes, Sparidae. Gene Ontology annotation, molecular function: metalloendopeptidase activity involved in amyloid precursor protein catabolic process. The record is from RefSeq and is a predicted model, not a curated record. Gene Ontology annotation, biological process: membrane protein ectodomain proteolysis; Notch signaling pathway. Gene Ontology annotation, cellular component: plasma membrane; synaptic membrane. The transcript has 16 exons. The coding region runs from base 425 to 2704 and encodes 759 amino acids.